This is a messenger RNA of Carya illinoinensis, 1685 nucleotides long. RefSeq names its product anthocyanidin 3-O-glucosyltransferase 2-like. The transcript has a single exon. The coding region runs from base 42 to 1478 and encodes 478 amino acids. NCBI's taxonomy places the organism in Eukaryota, Viridiplantae, Streptophyta, Magnoliopsida, Fagales, Juglandaceae. Gene Ontology annotation, molecular function: UDP-glycosyltransferase activity. The record is from RefSeq and is a predicted model, not a curated record.
GUCUCGUCAUAGACUCAUAACCACUUCAGCUCUAGUACAAGAUGAAGAGAGCAGAUCUUGUGUUCAUACCUACCCCGGGAAUGGGUCACCUCGCAUCCACCCUUGCGUUUGCAAAGCAUUUGCUUGAUAGAGAUGACCGUUUCUCCAUCACGGUUCUCGUCAUGAACGCAGCAUUUGCACCCACCGACCAUAGCCUUGUACAGUCGAUCGCUGCCUCCGACACCCGUGUGAGAUUCAUUCAUCUUCCUCAAGUAGAUCCUCCCCCAAAAGAGCUUUUCUUUAAGUCUGUUGAGAAAUUCAUCACCGAGUACGUAGAGAGCUACAGAAGUCAUGUCAAAGAAGCUAUCAUCAACCAUGUGUUAUCCGCUUCGCUUCCACUUGCCGGUUUGGUGGUCGAUUUGUUCUGCUCCUCCAUGAUUGAUGUGGCUUACGAGCUUGGUGUCCCGUCUUAUGUCUUCUUUACCGCUAAUGCUGCAUUUUUUGGCUUCAUGCUCUACCUUCCAACCCGGCAUGACCAGGUCGGCAUUGAGUUUAGGGAAACAGAUCCCGAGUCAGCCAUUCCGAGUUAUGUCAACCCACUUCCUCCUGGUGCUUUGCCUUCAUUGGCGCUAAACAAGGAAGGUGGGUACAUCUCCUUUGUAAACCAUGGUAGAAAGUACAAAGAGGCCGAUGGUAUUAUUAUCAACACGUUUUCUGAGCUGGAAUCUCAUGCGGUAAGCUCUUUUUUUAACGAUGGAAUACCUCCGGUUUACACAGUGGGACCGAUGAUUGACCUCAAUGGUAAGACGCCUUCGGGGAAUAAUCAGGCUAAGCAUGAGAUAAUGAAGUGGCUUGACGAUCAACCUCCAUCAUCAGUGGUUUUCUUAUGCUUUGGAAGCAGGGGGAGUUUCGGAGAACCCCAGUUGAAAGAGACUGCGCUUGGGCUCGAGAGGAGUGGCCACCGAUUUCUUUGGUCAGUACGUCUGCCAUCUCGAGAUGAUGGGUUAGCCAGACCAACUGAUGCCGAGAAUCUCGAGGAGACCUUGCCACCCGGAUUCCUUGAAAGAACCAGAGGCAUUGGAAUGAUAUGCGGAUGGGCUCCACAAGUGGAGGUUCUUGCCCACAAAGCGAUCGGAGGGUUUGUGUCCCAUUGCGGGUGGAACUCGAUCUUGGAGAGCCUGUGGCAUGGUGUUCCUAUUGCUACUUGGCCACUUUACGCGGAGCAGCAAACCAAUGCAUUCCAGAUGGUAAGGGAUCUGGGGUUAGCAGUGGAGUUGAAAAUAAAUUACAGGCUUGGUAGUGGCGUGCUUGUCAUGGCCGAGGAGAUCGAGAACGCAGUGAAAUGCUUGAUGGAAGGUGAUAGCAAGGUGAGGAAGAGGGUCAAAGAGAUGAGUGAAAAAAGCAGACAGGCUGUGAUUGAAGGUGGAUCUUCAUAUGCAUCAAUCGGUCGGUUGAUUGAGGCUAUGAUGGCAAAUGUUACAGUACCUGCGAGGAAGUAGUGAUUUGCUUUAUCUUUUGAGGUUUCCAUGUUUGAGAGUUAGAGUGUUGCUCGCAAUCAAUAAAAUUGAAAUUAGGUCCUUUUUUUCGAAGAAAUGAGUAUGUAUAUAUAUAUAUAGUGGCACUUCAAAGCUUGAUAAGUGAACCUUUUGUAGAAUCAAAGUUGCCCAUGGAUUCAAGUCUUUAGCGUGGAAUAUGUUUUGACCAAA